GUGGCAGCGCGGGAGGGUUGUCUUGAAUUCCUGGCUCCUGGCCUCCACAUCAAUUUCAAUACUGUGCAUGGCAGCUGAUGGCAAAGCUUUUGUUCCUUUACGUCAGAAGACAAGGAAGAAAAAUCAAGGAAUUUAUGCCAUGAGCCGUCGAAGAAUCUCGUGUAAGGACUUGGGACUAGCAGAUUGUCAGGGAUGGCUAUACAAGAAAAAGGGAAAAGGAGGCUUUAUUGGCAACAAAUGGAAAAAGUUCUGGUGUGUCCUGAAGGCAUCGUCAUUAUACUGGUACAGCAAUCAACUGGCAGAGAAAGCCGAAGGAUUCCUCAGCCUUCCAAACUUCACAGUGGAUCAAGCAACAGAAUGCAAGAAAAAGUAUGCCAUGAAGAUCACCCAUGCACAGAUCAAGACAUUUUAUUUUGCAGCAGAAAAUGAGGAGGAAAUGAGUAGGUGGUUAAAUAAACUAGGCAUGGCUGUCCUUGACAAGCAAGCCAAUAAAAAGAAUGAAGAAGAGUGCUAUAGUGAGAGCGAUCAUGAAGAUCCAGAAAUACAUGCAGAGACACCACCCCCUCCAUAUUCAGAUCAGCCGUUGCUGCCUGAUGCGGAACAGCAAGAACCUUCCUUGACAUCGCAUGUAUCAAGUGAAGUAUCAUGUUCUUUGUCGUCACCAGAAAGCACUAUGAUGUCCCAAGGACCCUCUUCUUCCUCAUUGUCCAAAGUAUUGCAUCCAGAGAGACAAUCAUGGCUUGACUUUGUUAACAGCUCUUCCACUGGAGAAGAAGUAAGCAAUCAACUUUCAGCUGUCUCUGGUGACUCUGAAGCUACCGAUCGCCUGGUGACAGACUGUAAUGAAACCAUGGAAAGUGGUAGCUUCAAACCUGAAUGUGAAGGCUUUCGGACUUCUUUGAAUGAAGAUGCAUGUUCGUUAGUUAGUGCCAAGGAUAACCUAGCUGUGCCUGGGAAAAUAGCAUCAAAAACUCUACCUAAAGAACAUGCAAAAUGCUCAGAAGAUGAAAUGGAGAAACUCUACAAGUCCUUAGAACAAGCCAGUUUAUCUCCCAUUGGGGACCGGCGACCUUCCACUAAAAAGGAGCUGAGGAAGUCCUUUAUCAAAAGGAGCAAAAACCCCUCAGUCAAUGAGAAACUCCACAAAAUCCGAGCACUGAACAGCACGUUAAAGUGCAAAGAACAUGACUUGGCCAUGAUUAACCAAUUGCUGGAGGAUCGUAAGCUAACAGCGAGGAAGUACAGAGAGUGGAAGGAUACAAACACCAUGCUAGUUCAGGAUAUCUAUCAGCAGGAGGAUGUUGUGAAUACGUCUGAAGGAAAUAGCAUGGAUUCAGGGGCAUCAGUGCAACCAUCUUUCAUCGAAAGUGCUAUUUGAAAACAGAGGUCUAUGUGGAAACAGAGCUCACUGUUUCCCUUCACUCACACAUACUUUAAGCUGCUACCGUUUCAGAUUUUUGUUUUUCUAGGAGCUUGUCACUUCCUACAAUGGAUAAUUCAACUCGUUCUCCAGAGUGUUAUUCCCUCCCUCAACAUUUCAUUAAAACAGGAAGUCACCACACAAGUGGUCAUUUCGUGAUGCUAGUCGUGAUGAAGUUCUGAAGGGAAAAAAAGUAGUGGGUAGAUGGAAUUGGAAUUCCAUUUUUAUAAAGAAUGGCUGACCUUCAUAGCAGCAAUGUUUUAAGCAAGUAGAGCAUCUGGACAUUUUGAAUUUGAAAGAGUAUGUACAUAUUGUAAAUAAGAAGUGCUGGGCUAUUUUAAACUUUGUUGAGAGAAGCAAAAUGUUUAAAUUGUAGGAAUGCUACCAGGGUAAAAAAUAAAAUAAAAUGCACCACUUUUUUGCCACAGUAUUUAUAUGCUUAAAGUAAAAAAAUAAAUAAAUCACAUUGCUGAUGAUCUGUUUUAAGCUCAGAGGAAAUAAGUAAAAGAAAGACAAUGCCUGUACUCUGUAAAGACUUUUCAUAAUCUGUUCAAUAGACACCUUUUUCAGUCAUAAUAUCUCCAUAUUUAUAA
Elgaria multicarinata webbii is the source of this 2013-nucleotide messenger RNA. RefSeq names its product interaction protein for cytohesin exchange factors 1 (gene IPCEF1). Bases 68 to 1378 code for a protein of 436 amino acids. Lineage: Eukaryota; Metazoa; Chordata; Lepidosauria; Squamata; Anguidae. The transcript has 11 exons. The record is from RefSeq and is a predicted model, not a curated record.